AUGAAGAUGAAAAUCAAUGAAUUCCAGGCGGUGGCCGAAUGGCAAUGGGAUCUUGACGAGGCCGCCGAUGACACCUGUGGCAUCUGCCGUACCAAGUUCGAAGGCUGCUGCGCGCGUUGCAAGUAUCCGGGGGACGAAUGUCCGAUCAUUGCGGGCGCGUGCUCGCACAUUUUCCACAUGCACUGCAUCAUGAACUGGAUUCGUUCCGAGUCAUCUCAGGGUCGCURUCCUAUGUGCCGUCAACAGUUCAAGGAGAAGUCCGCAAAUGCUAGAAAGUCUGUUGGUGGCUCCGCCCCUGAUCAGGACACGUCGAACGCCUAG
This is a messenger RNA of Ramularia collo-cygni, 321 nucleotides long. Its product is annotated as related to Anaphase-promoting complex subunit 11. The transcript is spliced from 2 exons. Lineage: Eukaryota; Fungi; Ascomycota; Dothideomycetes; Mycosphaerellales; Mycosphaerellaceae. Gene Ontology annotation, cellular component: anaphase-promoting complex; nucleus. Bases 1 to 321 code for a protein of 106 amino acids. Gene Ontology annotation, biological process: protein ubiquitination; positive regulation of mitotic metaphase/anaphase transition; anaphase-promoting complex-dependent catabolic process. The record is from RefSeq and is a predicted model, not a curated record. Gene Ontology annotation, molecular function: zinc ion binding; cullin family protein binding; ubiquitin protein ligase activity.